Molecule: messenger RNA, 960 nt
Organism: Mucor velutinosus
Lineage: Eukaryota; Fungi; Mucoromycota; Mucoromycetes; Mucorales; Mucoraceae
Exons: 1
Coding region: 1-960 (319 amino acids)
Source: RefSeq, a predicted model, not a curated record
AUGCCUGAAUUUGACAUUGAAAAACAGCCCUUGAAUCCACCUUUAGACAUCACUACUACCUUGCCUAAAGAGGAGCACAAGACAAAACUUCCGUCCAGGGCAGGCAGUCAGGUACUGGAUGCCAGAUACUACAGCAACUAUGUCACACUCUCUGACAAUAUCAUGUUCAAUAUUGAAGAGAGCCAUCAGCAUGUGAACAAGAUCAAGGAGGCGCAAAAAGAAGUCUAUGAGCAUGCCAUUGACAUUGACAAUACAGCUCAAAACAACAGACGUGUGCUAGAAAAGCAGACAGCUUUCGUAAAUGAUCGUCUCAACUACAUUCGACAGACCAUCGCUACCAUUGAACCGUCAAAGCCAACGUUAUCAGAUCUUGACCUGAGAAAUCAGAGAUUCAAGAUUAUUCUCAGAUCGUACAAGGACCUGCUAGAGAAAUACAUCAACAUCACAUUGGAGAGCCAGCGAUUCACCUCGGUCUUGUUUGAAAACCAAAUCAAAUCAGUCAAUCCACACGCCACAGCCUUUGAUCUGGAGCGAGCCAUCAGCUCCACUGGCGAUGACUGUCCGUCUGUGUUUGUGCAGAUACUGAUGCAAAGGGGAAUCCGUAAGAACGAUAAAGACACACAACGUAUCAUGCAUAUUGUGCAAGACAUACAUCAGGAUCUGCGGCUGCUGGCAAUCACAUUCGCUCAGCUAUCAGAAAUGCGAAAUGAAGUAAACAUCGUGAUUGAACGCUAUAGACGUCGAUGGCCAGUUAUACUCAAGGAAGGUGAUUCCGUCUAUGUGAUUGACGACAAUUUAAAUCUGCUGGAGAAGACGCUGGUGGGUACACAUAUCGAUUUUGAAGCUUUGCUGCGUAAGCGAGAACGACGCAAUAAGCUGGUUGUGAGCAUCAUUACUGUGGUUACUAUUUUUGUGGUGAUUGGCAUUGUCAUUAGCUCCACGUUAUUUUCCGAUGUUUAA